AUGAUCCACAGAGAAGCUUUGGCUUCCAAAGAAAUGAGUCCUGGUUUGAAUAUUGUGUUAACUACGGUUGUAACCGUAGUAAGUUAUAUAAAAAUGAGACCCUUGAAAUCAAGAAACUUUUCCACACUUUGUAAAGACAUGGGUGCAGUACAUUCAGCGUUACUAUUUUAUUGGGAGGCAAGAUGGUUAUCACGAGGGGAAUUUUUGCAACGUGUUUAUGAAUUAAGAGAAGAAAUUGCAGUUUUCCUAGAAGAGGAAAACAGACCGGAAGCUGAGAAUUUUCGCGAUACUUUAUUUGUGAUGAAAUUGAGCUACAUGGUCGACAUAUUCGAGAAAUUAAAUAACUUGAAUCUUCAACUGCAAGGAGCAAAUACACAUAUAUUGGAUACAAGUGAUAAAGUUAAUGCUUUUUGUAUGAAAUUGGAAUUGUGGAGCAGAAAUUCAAAGCAAGAAAACUUAACAAUGUUUGCAAAUUUGAAUGAUUGUAUUAAAACUUACAAGGCUGAAGAACAACAUGUAAAAGUUGUUUUUAUAACCAUUGAAAAUCCUUUAGCAAUGCUAGCAAAAAAAUUUUUAAAAGUACUUUCUUGCUGA
This is a messenger RNA of Stegodyphus dumicola, 594 nucleotides long. RefSeq names its product zinc finger BED domain-containing protein 5-like. NCBI's taxonomy places the organism in Eukaryota, Metazoa, Arthropoda, Arachnida, Araneae, Eresidae. The record is from RefSeq and is a predicted model, not a curated record.